Molecule: messenger RNA, 1382 nt
Organism: Oryzias latipes (Japanese medaka)
Lineage: Eukaryota; Metazoa; Chordata; Actinopteri; Beloniformes; Adrianichthyidae
Source: RefSeq, a predicted model, not a curated record
AUUCAAUGCAUUAAUCAUUUUAAUCUGUAAUGUGUAGGAGUCCAAUAACGUUUUAUUUUUAUUUAUUUUUUACACCGCAGUAUGGCAGUCCUUCCCAUAUGUCAGCCUGCCUUAGCUGCUGUGCGCGCGCAGCCACCAUUUCUCGAAUGCAAGACAGUGACAGACUGUUUAGGUUGUCAUGAUCGCUCAUUGUUGGUCAAGCGAAGUUUACACAAUGUUGUUGAUUUUGAUCAUUCUCCUGCAGAUUAUUUUUUUUAAAUGGAGGUCCGUGAUUCCAGAUACUCGUCACGAUUUCCCAUACCAAAAACUCAUUUAUAAACCAGGAAAAAAUAAUUUUUUUAAAUGAACUUCCAAGAAAUAAAUCUGUAGGCCCUUAGAAGCCAGUGCAUUGUCGCCAGUGUUUUUUUUAGCAGUUCUGCAAAUUCUGCAACAUUGCUGUGGCAGCUUGUGAACUGUAUAUUUGCCAUUACUAUUUUAAAAUGUAUAAAUUUAUUUGGAACAGGGUUUACAUCUGAAUAAAUGCUGUGUUGGUACCUUUUGGUGUUGUAAUGUUUUUUCUUUUUUGUAAUAUAUUAUUUUUUUUCCCACCAGGAAAGAUGCAAGCUGUGCGUGAACAUGACUCGAACGCCAAAAAAAAUAAAUGUUUUGAAGUUCAGCUGACCUCCAAAUCCUUUUGGGAAUGCGCUGCCAAAAAGUUCAACAUCCCAACCUUGGACUUGAAAGUGUUUGAUGACUCAAAGACAGAAGUUGAUGAGCAGGUUUUUGAUCUCCUGUUGAAAAACCCAAACCUUGGUGUGUUGGAAAGUUGUCUGGCCAAAGAUGCAAAUCCAGAAGAUCAGCAGAGUUGUCCUGCAAAGAGCUGCAAUACCAGUUCAAUUGGAGAUACUGAAGUGGACUCAGAUGACACCAUAAUAUUACAACACAGUCCUACAACAAGACGAAGAGUUGAAGGCACCUCUCUUGCCAAAGUGGUUGCUGUCAUUGGUGAGGAUGCAUCAUCCGUUGAAGGUCAUGUGAAUGUCCUGCAUAUCCAGUUCAGCAAGGUGCGAGAGGAUAUACUAAAGAAGUACCCUUUCUUGAAGACAACCUCAGGGUUGUUUGAUGUUGACCGAAUGCAUCCAUCACCUGUCAGUUUAAGCCAGCGCUUCAAGGACGGCGUUUACCAGUAUUGUGCCAAAGGUGCUUGAGCUUGUUCAAAGAAAAGCUCCAUUAGCUAAAGUCUACAACGAAGCAAGAGAAGAGAUGCUUGCAGAGGAUCUACUAGGUAUUGACAUAAACGUAAUCCUUGGUAAUCUUUUGUGUUUAUAGUUCUUCUUUUUAGAAUUCGUAUCAAUAUUAUCUUAUCACAUUUAUGCAUUUUAUUAUUUAAAUUAUGCAUUUAA